Molecule: messenger RNA, 10084 nt
Organism: Chelonia mydas (Green sea turtle)
Lineage: Eukaryota; Metazoa; Chordata; Testudines; Cheloniidae
Gene: TACC1
Product: transforming acidic coiled-coil containing protein 1
Exons: 13
Coding region: 2446-4914 (822 amino acids)
Biological process (GO): cerebral cortex development; mitotic spindle organization; cell population proliferation
Cellular component (GO): cytoplasm
Source: RefSeq, a predicted model, not a curated record
UUCCUGUGCAUUCCACCCAGGCACUUUGUGCAUCCGGGAGGUGUCGGAAACCUGGUCCCCCUCUCGCUGAUGUGUGGGAAGUAAUGAACUCAGGACAGUCUGUCCAAGCUCUGAUGACUCUUAGAGUCUGAUCCCACUUCAUGGGGAAAUUCCCAAGGGACUGCUUUGGAGGCAUUUGUUUAUGGAGAGUUAUCACCUGACUAGUGUUUACUGGCUGAGCUUAUUUUUACAGGGAAUUUGGUCACAUCACAAGGCGAGGCUGAGAGCUCUUUAAAAACACCUUUCUUUAAUAAAUAAAUGGUUUGCCCUGCGAAGGCUCCUCCAGGGAGGGUUUAAAAGCCUCAAAUAUCAACCCAAGCUAAUGGAGCCAGAAUUUCCCGGGAAAGUGUCUCGGGCAGGGGUUUGCCCCAGUUACUGUUCAGAUACCACUGCCCAGCUCCCUGCUCUACCCACAUGCUGGUGACCCUUUAGGGUGGAGGGGGGGAGUGUCUGCUUUCUGAAGAGGUGGCACAGUGCAUGCUCGUGGCUUGGCUAGUAAGACUACCAGGCUAUUCUUUCCCUCUGGGCACAGUGCAGAACCCCAGAAAUAGCCUGGGGCCAAUAUACCCUCUUCUCUUUGUUUGGCCAACAAGUGCAGAGCUGGGGCUGUGCUCAGGCAUAUGGCUGAAGGUCAGCACCCCGUGUAAGCUUGCAAGCCCAGAGACAGCUGCCAGGCUGACCUCGCCCGGACUACUAUUCCCAAUGACUAGGCAUGCACAAAGGGGGAGACAGUAUCUGUCUGGCGGCUGGCAAGAGGGUGGGGGGAUGAAUUGUGCUCUUUAGAUAUCAGACACCUUCACCUCUUUUAAGUGGGCCACCCUAACACUCCUGUGCUUUCUUUGGCAUGUCCGAGAGACGCAGAGCCUCUGAGGAUCUGGAGUUGUUAUGCUGCCCAGAGGUGGUUAAAAUGCCAAUCGCGUCUCAAAAGACCAGUGAGGUCCCACACUGGAGCAGGCCAUGCAGUCACCGUGGCUGUACCAGGCCCAGAGGUCUGUGCUGCCUCUGGGUGGGAAACCUCAUGUCCUGCAGAAGGUCGGGGGGGGGGGGGCCUGUCUGGGAGAGUGGCCUCCAUAGAGCCAGGUGUGCUGUUUGCCCACGGUGCCUACGGGUCUGGGUAGAGGAGGAAACUCCCCUGCCCACAAGUGCCCUGUGUUGGCGAUUAGUGGCCGGGCUCUCCGGGCUCAUCCGCUUCCUCCUGCUGCAUCAUGGCAGGACACAGACCGUGCCCGGGGCUGAGCCACCGACCCACACUGGUGUAAACGAGGGGCCCUUCAGCGGCGUUAGACUGGUGCGAGUGAGAGCAGAAUCCGGGUCCGUGGGACCAAUCCCCCCCUGCCUUUGUGCCAUUGCCACAUGGGUGCCAAAUGCUGUCAGGGCGGAGCGGCAAGGCAGCAACGUGCCGCGGGGUGAAAAGAAACCGGGGAGCCCCGCUGCUCCCCCACCCGUCAGAAAUGCAGAGGAUCCCAUGGUUAACGGGUCAGCCGCCUCGCUUCGGAAACGCCUGCUCGACAGGACGGCGAGAGAAACCCCCCAAAAGCAGACGGGAAAGCGAGGAGCCGGGGGCGGGAAGGAAAGUUCAUCUCAACAGCAGCCUGAAACAAUACAAGGCAGCUCUGUGGGCUGCAGCAUCUUUCCUCAAACUGUGCCUGACCCCCCGGGUGCCGGGAGAGGAGCCGGAGAGUCCUGGACGUGCCCGGGGGGUCUGUGUGCAGCUGCCGUGGCCUGGAGGAGCUGGGAUCCCGGGAGCGCCGCGCUGCCGCGAGCCGGGGGAGGAGAAGGAGGGACAGGCUCCGCGAUUGCUCGCUCCCGCAGCGGACGCUCCGUUGCCGAGGCGGGGGGGGGGGGGGGGGAAUUACUUUGAAUUCUCCUCUCCCCUUGGUGUGUUUAACUGAGCGCGCCCGCAGCCUGCUCGCUUCACCCGCAAAUCGGCCACAACCAGUCUCCAGGCAGCGGGGGAAUGAGCUUCCCGGGCGACAGGGUGGGAGGCGCCGAGCCGGGCGCCCUCCCUGCCCGCGCGAGUAGUACAGUCCGGGGGGGCCGGGGGGGCUCUCCGGCGGCCAGCUGAUUCCGGCAGCCGCGGGGCUCAGAGGGAGCGGGGGCGGCGGCGGCGCGGCAGGUUGUGCUGAGAAGGGUCCGUGCAGCGCCGAGGCAGGCUGGGCAGGUCGCCGCUCCCCGGCCAUUGUCUGGGGCGGCGAGUCAGCGCGGCUCGUUCAGCCUCGGCCGCAGGGGCGUGCGGCAUCCGGAGGCGCCUCCGCCGCCCCGGGGGAAGCUGCCGAGAGCGGGGAGCCGCUGGUUCUCUUUUAACCACAUCCGCGCCCCAGCUAGAAACAUCUACAGGCGUUUGUCACCGUUUCCCUCCAUUUUGGAAAGAAUCCCCCGGCAGCCGGAGCCGGGGCAGCUGUUCUCAUGGCGUUCAGCCCCUGGCAGAUCCUCUCCCCGGUCCAGUGGGCCAAGUGGACGUGGUCCGCUGUGCGAGGGGGGGGUGCUGGCGACGGCGAGGAUGGCGGGGUAGACCGAGAAAUAGAGGAGGACGACUCGCAGGCGGAGACCAAGUCACUGAGUUUCAGCUCGGAUUCUGAAGGCAAUUUUGAGACCCCUGAAGCAGAAACCCCAAUCCGGUCACCUGUAAAGGAGAUCUGUGACCCAUCGCUGGGAUUGGAUGUGGCCGAGGCCAGGACCCAAGAAUUACGUGAAGAUGAUGAACAGCUGGUAGCUGAAAUUUCUGAGACAUACGUACCCCAGAAGCACUCCGAGGAUGAGGUGCAAUCGCCUCUUGCAGUUCUUCAAGGUGACAAGAAUUCUAAAGCAGAAGCUGACUGCAAACUUGAUGAAGAUUCAUCCGUGACACGAGUUGCACCAGAAACAGAGCCGCCUUUGGGUAUUUCUUCAGCACUCACAAAAGAAACUGAUUCUCCAUCUUCAGUAGUGUCGGCUCCAGACCAGACUUUGUCAUCCAAUGUACCCACAGCUACCCAAGCGUGGGUGAUGUCAGAAGAAGACAUGGUUGUCACUCUCGAAGGGUUGGCUGAUGCUGAGCCAAAGGCUGAAACUUUUGCCCUGGAGUCAGUGCCAAGCAAGAGCAAGCUCAAGAAAGUGAAACCAUCUUCCCUUAGGAAGAAAACAGCUGGAGAGACCCCAGAAACGGAAACCGUCACGGAGGGCAUCCCUGUCCCCAAAGCAUCUUACCAGCUCAAUCUAGCUGAGUAUGAUGAGAAAAUAAACCCCUUUGUGAUGGGAGGUUCCAAAAUACAAAACUCUCCUCCUGCAGCUCAGCAAACCUUCAUGGCUUCAAACAGUGAUACCAAUGAUUCGGGGGUGGAGUUGACUGAGGAGUCCAGGGGCCAUGCUCUGAAGCUGGAAUUUGAUUUUACGGAUGGGGCGGAGAACGGAGAGGUCAAGAAAGCCCUGCCCAAGAAGAUCGGCAGGAAACCUGCCAGCAAACUAACUCCGAGACGACAAAGAGAAGCUGGUAACAAACCUACGAGUGCUGAUGGCCCGGAACAGGCUUCAGCAGAGGUGCCUCUCCCCAAAGCCUUGUACCCGGUGGAUCCCAGUCAGUGGGAUGAUCCUAACUUCAACCCUUUUGGCAGCAGUUCGAACUUGCAGAACUCCCCACCCCUCCCAAAGGCUUCCUAUCAUUUUGACCCCAACAACUUUGACUCAGCGGAUCCUUUUAAACCCACCAAGAGCUUAGCUAGCACAGCUGCUGACUCCUGCCCCACAGCUGAUAACAAUCUCAAUGAAAUCCUGGAGUCUCAGACCCUGGAGGUUCAGGGCGAGGAGCUGAUGAUAGGCAAAGCCUCUCCAAAGAAGGCCAAGUCGCGCUUGAUAACGAGUGGCUGCAAGGUGAAGAAAUAUGAGAUGCAAUCCCUGGUCCUGGAUGUUUGCACUCAGGAUGAAGGAGCAUUGAUCUCAAAAAUCCCAGACGUUGCAAAUUGCGAUGGUCACGCUACUGACGAAGAGAAGCUGGCAUCUACAUCCUCCAGUCAGAAACCAUCCGGGCCAGAGGUGAAAGGUGAGCCAGAAGACGACCUGGAGUACUUUGAAUGUUCCAAUGUUCCCGUGUCUACCAUAAAUCAUGCGUUUUCAUCCUCAGAAGCAGGGUUCGAAAAAGAAACAUCCAAACAGAAGGAGAAGGAUGGGCCCAGCAGCACCCUGGGCGAUUCUGGACAGUGCUCAAAGGACAAAGCCUCUGGGGCCAUGACGACCAGAGCGAGUGGAAGUGAAAGUCCUCUGGAAAGCAUUUGCCUCAGUGAAUCUGACAAAACAGCCGUGCUCACUUUAAUAAGAGAGGAGAUAAUCACUAAGGAGAUCGAAGCAAAUGAAUGGAAGAAAAAAUAUGAAGAGAGCCGACAAGAAGUCUUGGAAAUGAGGAAAAUCGUGGCUGAAUAUGAAAAGACCAUUGCCCAGAUGAUAGAAGAUGAACAGAGGACAAACAUGGCCUCCCAGAAGAGUCUGCAGCAGCUCACAAUGGAAAAGGAACAGGCCCUGGCGGACCUGAACUCCGUAGAAAGGUCCCUGUCGGAUCUGUUUCGGAGAUACGAGAACCUGAAGGGCAUUCUGGAAGGGUUCAAGAAGAAUGAAGAAGCUUUGAAAAAGUGUGCUCAGGAUUACUUAGCCCGGGUCAAACAGGAAGAGCAGCGGUAUCAAGCCCUGAAAAUCCAUGCAGAAGAAAAAUUAGACAAAGCCAAUGAAGAAAUUGCUCAGGUGCGCACAAAAGCAAAAGCUGAGAGUGCAGCUCUCCAUGCUGGGCUGCGCAAAGAGCAGAUGAAGGUGGAAUCGCUGGAGAGAGCCCUGCAACAGAAGAACCAAGAAAUCGAAGAGUUGACCAAGAUCUGUGACGAGCUGAUUGCAAAGAUGGGAAAGACUGACUGAGCCUCGCCACCCUUUGUCCAACACUCUGCACUUGGCUGUUUUUUUUGUAAUGUUGAGCACCUUGCCUUAUUCUCCAGGAAUGAUCUCCCCUGAGCAGAGAAAAGCACAUGCGCACAGCUUCCUGCCCCACUUGGCAGCAGGAUCCCAUCACCCCAGAGGCAAAGCUGGUGUCCCAAAGGGUUCUAGUCUGAUCGUUUCAAAGGGUUUGCAGCCCCAGGUUUUUAGGGCUCAGCUCAGUUUCACCCCGCACACACACCCUGGCGUCCACAGCAUGUGGUUUUGAUUAACUGGUUAAUCCUACAGGUGAAAUGGUUUGCCUGAAAGUGGUUUGAUUAAUUUCUGAUAUGCUGAUCCAAGUGUAUAUUCAUGUAACAUGUCAUAGCAAGUCCUGAUCCCAUGCCCUGCCAGCAGCUGGGGAGGGAAGCCCAAGUGUCUCUCUGGGUAUGUCUACACUGCAAUCUGAGGUGCGAUUGCCCCUCAGGUAGACAUACCUGCGCUAGCCUGGGUAAAAAUAGCAAUGUAGAUGCAGCAGCAUGGGCUUCAGGAAUGCACGUAGGUACCCUGGUGUGUUUGUACUGCCGUAUCUACAUCGCUGUCCUUAGCCAUGUCAGCCUGAGCUGCAGUCACGCCUCAGAUUGCAGUGCAGAGGUACCCUUGGUCAGUGCACUUUAUUGUCCUUGCACUAGGGCUUUCUGUUCUCUCUCUUCAGCCUUGGUAGGUCCUUCCUCACAGCUGCACACCUGGAUCUUCCGUCCAGACAGGUGUGCGUGCAUAUUUGGUAACAUACUUCGUACAUCUCCUCUUGGGGUUGUACCACUUCCCCUGUGCUGCCCUCUGGCACCAUCAUUUCCUGAUAUUUAUUAUUAGUAUUUUAAUUGUAAUUCAAAAUAUGCAAAGCAAAACUCUUUGCUAUUGGUUCAAAAUGCUGCUGUGAGAUUAGAGGAGUGACCUCUCCCUUUGGGGACUGCAGAAGGAAGGGAGCAGGCCCUAAUUUAUGCAUAUGGUGAAUGUCCUAAAAGUCAAUACAGAAUGCCAUUUAAAACGAUGCAAAAUGCUCUGGACCGUGUCUUGCUCUGAGAAAUGCCUUUGCAGUUUUACGAAUACUAAAAGAAUCAGAAACUAGUACAAGCAAAGUCAGCUGCAAACAGCUGUUAAAUAAACUCGCAGGUCCAAAUGGGCAGGAAACUGAAUCAUACUAGCUAUGCAAGCAAACCACUCAGUGGAACUGUAGUGUGCAUUUUCCCUUUAUUUGCACCAAUGCAGAAUUGCUGAAGCACCUUUCAUACUGCAGUAGAGACCCAGAAGUUCUGCAGGGUGACAUAUAUUUAAAUGUAUGUAGAUUGUUUUUGUACCAUACUUGGAAUGCUGUUGCAUGAGCCAACAUUAGCAAUGAGUUUUACCUGUUGCGCAUUGGCAGUGCUUUCCCACCCUGCAGAGUUGCAGCUGGUCUCAUCCAUGUGGCAUUCACUAGGGUGCAGUACCCCUAGCCUGACAGCAGUGAUGCUCACAAGCUGUAUGAACUGUUCUGUCCAUACUAAUUUCUCUUGGUCAGGGAAUUAUGCUUUGGAACCAUUUGUCUGAGGUUUUGUGCAAACCAGUCCUGAUCUUCAGACACAGAAAUGUCACUCCAGAACAAAACAUGGGCUGUGCUAGGCAACAGGUGUGGGGCCAGUGGAUCCUAUUUUAAAGUCCUGGGUGGAUAGUGGUGAAGUAUCAAACCAGGGAAGGAUUUGCUGUUUUGGAGCUGAGCCCUCACUAGUGGCAGAUAUAAAAGGUUAGCAAUCCUUUUGGCUGCUACCAUUUCAUAACAAAAUCAAACUAUUCUGUUUUCUGGUUCCUAACAUGGAGCAUGCAGAGCACACGUCUUUCUGUUGGAGCCAUAGUUCUAAAAUAUAUUUUAUGAAAUGUAUUCUGUAUAGAGAUCAUUAUUAUACAUUUAACAAGACCAAGAUGGUGACAACCUGCCCCUAGCACAUGACGAGCUAAUGGGAGCAGUCUAGCAUGCCCCCUUUUAAAGUAGUGUCCUUCUGUGCACUGGAGAAGGUCCCUCCGAAAUUAGCCCAGGGGUAGUUCCCUUGGUGGGAUAUGGACCCCCAUCUUUUUUGCGAAUAUUGAGCUCUCUGUGGUGGCAGGAAAGGAAACCCCCCGUUCCUGUGCUGUUCCCCCCAUGUGCAGUAGUUACACAGCUCUCAAGCAUGUUGGUAGGAAAGCUUGGGUCAGAUAAUCUACAGAGGGAGAUGGGUCACCUCUGUCCAGGCAGUACGUGAGCCAACCACAAAGGAGAGCAUGCGGCCAUGACGCUGCUCUUCCUGUCAACCUCAGUGAUCAGAUUACACCAGAGGUAGCCAAAUCCGGAUGGCCGGAUGCUUUAGAACGGAUGCCAGAAUCUUUUAAUUUAUUUAUUAUCAUUAUUAUUGUUAUUUUUAAAAUUAUUUUCUCUGGAGUCUAGACCUUGACUAUACCUUAACCAAGAAAUUUUGGACCUUGACAAAAAAUAAUUGAUUGUCCCUGAGUUAUACCAUAGUUUAGGUGUGGCCAGACUGAAGUAGGACCAUUCUCUUUAGCUCACUCGUUUCCAGGUUAGCCCUUUCCAGAACGCACCUAAAUCGUGUUGUGAUUCUUGAAUAAUAAUAAAUCUUUCUUGGCAGGUGGGAGCUAGAUGUUACUGCAAGUGGAUGAUGGCAAAUAGAUGAAUGAAGGGUGAGCCCCCAAAGGUUCUGUUUAGGAAAAAAGCCAAACAUUGAGAUGCAGCUCUGAACCUCUAGGGUCUGCAGAUUUGAGAGCAACCAUUCUGGGAGGAGCUCGGCAUCUCCACUUCCAGCCCCAACAGGGAUGGGUAAAAAGUAGAGGAAAAAAGGUUGUGUGGGGAAGGAGAGUUAUCAGGUAUUUUUCAGGUCCCAAAAUAAGUUAUUUGUUAAUUUGGGUUAGUUUUGAGUUGGGGGCAAAUUUCAGGUUGUUUUUAUUUUAUCAGGAUCCAUUUAACUCUCCCCUAGUAACAGUGGGCAAAAUUCCAGCACAAGAUCCAUGCUCCACUCAUGUCGCACAUUAGGAUUGUGGUGAGACUUGAGUGGUACCGAGUGGGCUAGUCCUCUGCACAGGUGUGAAUUUCACCCAACGUGCUCGAAAUGUUGAGUUUUCAGUAAAGCCGUUCAUAGACAUGAUUAUAAAAGAGUAGCCAGGAUCCUGGGCUGAGCUGCUCUCUGCAAAGAGUAUCCGUGUUGUAGCAGAGUUUAGAUCAGUGGUUCCCAAACUAGGGCCGCUGCUUGUUCACGGAAAGCCUCUGGCCGGCCGGGCCGGUUUGUUUACCUGCCGCGUACAAGCGGUGUGGGCCGAGGGACGUGCUGGCCGCCCUUCCCGCAGCCCCCAUUGGCCUGGAGCAGCGAACCGUAGCCAGUGGGAGCUGCGAUCGGCCGAACCUGCCGACGCGGCAGGUAAACAAACCGGUCCGGCCCUCCAGGGGCUGUCCCUGAACAAGCGGCGCCCCUAGUUUGGGGACCACUGGUUUAGAUAGUAACCAAAUGGCAUUGAAAACCUGCCUGGCAGCUCCAGAACCAAAUCUGUGUUUUUGUAAAACAUUAUUCUACUACCCAAUUAGAAAAGCCUAAGAAUAAACAAGAGAUUGCCACAGAACUGAGAAGAGGUUUCUUAAGAAAGCGUGUUUAAUAAAAACCCCUUUUAUGUUUGAGUUACAGCACAGGUUCUCCUCAUUCCCAAAAAAAUCCACAUAAAAAAAUUUAAAUUAUGUCCAUUAGUGCACUCUUCCUUUGUUAUGAAUAGUCGUUUGAUGUGAUCUCUGCCCUCAGAUAUGAUGCCCCAUACUAUGCCACUCAUGUUCACUCCCACCUGUGUUCAGAGAAGCGAAAAGCAGGAAAGGUUUGCUUAUUGAGGGCUAAAGUCUGGAGAUGCAGCACAUUAGGGCUCAGGGAGACUGAUUCCUCAAAUUGUAGCAUGUUUGGAGGGAGCUGUCUCUCUGUGAGGUUUUACUGCGUUGCUCUGAGAUGAUGCGUCCUUGCAGAGAGGUUUUGUUAAACUCCAGAGAACACCACUCCAUAAAAUACGGGCAUGAGUCUCAGCAUCUCUGUAGAACUGUAGCUUGCAAAUUACAAAGUAAAUCUUUAACAAACCUCCCGCUCCUCCAAAGGUAAGAGAGCUGAAAUGCAAGACAGUUCUGCAGAGAGCUCCUCCUCCCCCUCAGUAGUAAUCUGAGUUGAGAGCAUUUUCCCAUUUGUAUCUGUUCCCCAGAGUCCAGUGAUUGCACUUUCACUGUGUCUAUCAUCUGAGUGUUGUUCCAUUUCUGUGCCUCUCAGCAUGCCCUUAGAAUUUGGGCAAAUGAGAUUCCUAAGGAAUGAUUUAUUAACUAUAAUAUGGUUAUAGUUACAUAUAUAAUGGUUAUAGUUAUAUAUAAUGGAAGAUGUAUGGAACUUUAAAUCAGUGAGACUGUUUUAUCUUUUAUGCUGCUUUAUAGUGUCCAGACCCAGAAGCAAAGCUUUGGUCUAGACUGGCUCAUCAUCUGAAGACCCUUCUAUUCAGGUCUGUAAAGAUGCCGCUCCAUCUUUUGCUGUUCAGCAGCAUUUGCAGGAAGAUCUGAAAGUUGCUGCUGUUCUCUGUACAGGGAGAUAAUGGCAAUACUCGAGCUUUGCUGAGUAAUUUUUACAAGUGUCUUGUGAACACAAAACUCCUUCCCUGAUGAACAAGCCAAGAUGUAUCGCUAAUACCCGGAAACUUGCAAAUGGCCAUGCACCAAGUUCAAAGCAUGAUCUCUCUCUUUUUUCCUAUAGAAUUGCACCAUCCCUUUUAACUGUCAAAGUUGCCUGCCUGUAAAAUUAUUAAUGUUGCCGUCUACAAGUGUACAUUUGCAAUAGAUCUCUUGUCUGCAGUAAAGUGCCAAUUAAUGACCAUCCUGACUGCAAAUCUGUUUCCACUGCAUCCCUCGUGCAGUCUCUUCCCUCCCAGAGGCAGGAAGAAGGACUCUUUGCAUUGACUACUAUCAGGAUUGCUUUGUACAGUGUAUGUAACUGCCAUCUGCAUAAAUUUUAUAUGUACAAUAAUUUCCCUUUUAUAUGUCAGGUAAAUAUUUGUAAGAGUUAUACUCACACAAAUGAGAUUAUAAUAAUGAUUACUAAUAUAUUUUUUCCAUGUUUCAUUGCCUGAAUAAAAACUGUAUUUACCA